AUGUCAAGGCUAAUAGUCAAGGGGCUUCCAAAGUACUAUACAGAAGAGAAUUUGAAAACUCACUUCAGUCAACAGGGAGAUGUGACUGAUGUGAAAUUGGUUAAAUCUAAAAAUGGAGAGUCAAGACGUUUUGCAUUCAUUGGUUACAAAUCAGAUGAAGCAGCACAGAAAGCGGUCAAAUUUUUCAACAAGUCAUUCAUUGACACAGCAAGGAUUGAUGUGCAAUUGGCAAAAUCCUUUUCUGAUCCAAAUGUACCGUUAUCGUUCAAGGAAAAGAGAAAGAGAGAGAAUGAAAGACUAAAGAGAGAGGAGGAGCUAUUAGUUGAGGAGAGCAACAGGCUUAAAGCAAAGAAGCAGAAAACUGAGCGGAAAUCGUUAAUUGAGGAAGAAAUGGAAAACGAUCCCAAAUUCAAGGAAUACAUGGAAGUAAUGGAGCCAUCGCAUCAAGUCAAGUCUUGGGCGAACGAUACUAUAGCUGACGGUUCAGGAGGUCCCUCGAAUGCAGACUUGGAACGAGCCUUAAAGGGAGACAAUAAAGAUGAUUUCAAACUGCUGAAGCCUAACGUUAUUGAAGCACAGGAACACGAGAGCGAUGAUGAGUACAAUGAUUUCCAAGGUCAGCUAGUGGAUGGUGAUGAUAACGACGACGACGACGACGACAUUGAGGACGAAAAAGAGAAGAUGAUACCUUUGAAGGAAGUGGAUGGAAACGAAGCUGGUGCAUUAGCCAAAGAUGAGAACGUUUCCGAUUUAGACUGGUUGAAGUCGCGAAGCAUACGUAUUAAAGAAGAUGGUGAAGUACCGGAGAAUGUUUCGGAAAAUGCUCCCGAGAAUCAAGACACAACCACAGAAGCACAUACAGACGCUCCCAGGAUAGAAUAUAGAACGGACGAGGAGAAGGCGAGAGACAAAAUUGAAGAGACAGGACGAUUAUUCAUCAGAAACAUUCUGUAUGAUGCGACUGAAGAGGAUUUCAGACACUUGUUUGAGACAUAUGGUCCCCUUGAAGAAGUACAUAUUGCUAUUGACACACGAACGGGUAAAUCCAAAGGCUUUGUGUAUAUUCAAUUCGCGGACACUGGAGAUGCAGUUCAAGCUUUUCAAGCUCUUGACAAGCAGAUCUUUCAGGGUAGGCUUUUACAUAUACUUGCUGCUGAUAAGAAAAAGAGUCACCGACUUGAUGAGUUUGAUUUGAAAAAUUUACCUUUGAAAAAGCAGCGGGAAUUGAAAAAGAAAGCACAGGCUUCAAAGGCUCAGUUCAGUUGGAAUUCACUUUAUAUGAACACUGAUGCAGUUAUGGAGUCUAUGGCUGCAAAAUUGGGUGUUACAAAGUCGCAGAUGAUCAAUCCUGAAAAUUCAAGCUCGGCAGUGAAGCAAGCUCUUGCUGAAGCUCAUGUCAUUGGUGAUGUUAGGAAGUUUUUCGAAGAGCGGGGUGUUGACCUUGCAAGCUUCAACAAGAAGGAAAAAGACGACAAGGUAAUAUUGGUGAAAAACUUUUCAUUCGGAACAACAGUGGAAGAAUUGGGGGAGUUGUUUACGCAGUAUGGACAGCUCAAGAGAAUAAUCAUGCCUCCAUCGGGAACUAUUGCCAUUGUUGAGUUUAAUGAUGCACCUAGUGCCAGAGCUGCGUUUACAAAAUUGGCGUAUAAGCGAUUCGGCUCUAGUAUUCUUUACUUGGAGAAAGGUCCAAGGGACCUUUUCACUCGUGAGCCUGUGGCAAAUGAAAACAUUGAAAUUUCCGAGCCUGAGAAGGUGGUUGAAGCCAAAGUAUCCGCCAGCGACGUUCUUGGGGAGCGAGAAAUCGAGGAAGAUGAAUACCAAGGUCCAACGGUUUCGAUUUUUGUCAAGAAUCUCAACUUCAGUACAACAGUGCAACAGCUAUCCGAACUAUUUAAAUCCUUACCUGGAUUUGUAUUGGCUACAGUCAAGACUAAGCCUGAUCCAAAAAAUUCUGGAAAGACAUUGAGUAUGGGAUUUGGCUUUGUUGAAUUCAAGUCGUUAGCCCAAGCCAAUGUGGCUAUUUCGACAUUGGAUGGUCAUGUCUUGGAUGGUCACAAACUACAGUUGAAGCUUUCUAACAAACAGGGAACUUCGACAUCAUCUGCUGCCCCCACUACCAAAUCUGCUAAAUCAAGCAAAAUCAUUAUCAAAAACUUGCCAUUCGAGGCUUCCCGUAAGGACCUUUUGGAAUUGUUUGGUGCUUUUGGCCAACUUAAAUCCGUUCGAGUGCCUAAGAAGUUUGAUCAAAGUGCAAGGGGUUUUGCCUUUGUUGAAUUCAACUUGUUGAAAGAAGCUGAAACUGCUAUGAAACAAUUGGAGGGUGUACAUUUGCUAGGAAGGCGUUUGGUUAUGCAAUAUGCCGAACAGGAAUCCGAAGACGCAGAAGCGGAAAUUGAAAAGAUGACAAAGAAGGUUAAGAGGCAGGUUGGAACACGUAAUUUAGCAGCUGCUAGAUUGGCUGGUAAAUCGAAAAUUGAAUUAGAAGAGAAGGAUGACGAGUUUGAGUAG
This is a messenger RNA of Lodderomyces theae, 2508 nucleotides long. RefSeq names its product RNA-binding ribosome biosynthesis protein. NCBI's taxonomy places the organism in Eukaryota, Fungi, Ascomycota, Pichiomycetes, Serinales, Debaryomycetaceae. The transcript has a single exon. Bases 1 to 2508 code for a protein of 835 amino acids. The record is from RefSeq and is a predicted model, not a curated record. Gene Ontology annotation, molecular function: RNA binding.